GGGAGGUGCGAGUGUCUUAACGGGGUUGCCCAUUGACCCUGAGCAAGAUGUCUGCCUUGCCGGCGUCACGGCCCUUGUCGGCCCGCCCGCGCGCCAUGUUCGCGAGGCGCUGAGCGGCGGCCCGGGCCGCGCUGCAUCAGGGCGGCCAACGGGAAGAGGCGAAGGAGAAGCGGCGAGCGGAGGGCCACGCUUCGCCCCAUGUCUCUGCUGCUGCUGCCGCCUCGUUGUCGUCGUCGUCGUCGUCAUCCUCAGCAGCAUCGUCGGCAACAGCAGCCACAGUUCAAGAAGGAGGGAGAUAAGAGGGAUACGGCAAAGGAGCUGCCGAGAUCCCGACGCUGAGCGGAUUCGAAGCGAUCGGCGGCUCGGGGAGGUCCCAGACCCUUGACCCGUCCGCCCAGCUCGGCAGGAAUUCCUAGAACUCGGAGAAGGGGGUCAUUGGGACUCGCUACCCCUAGGCGACCCCCAGAGAUUCAGGGACACCUGGUUCUCGGUAUACAGGAGCCCCUAUACUCGGCGCAUCGAUCCCUGGGGAUCCGAUUAGGGACCACCCCCUGAAACUUGGAGAGACCCCGGAACUCAGCGGAAGAAUCCUUACUCGGCACAGGGACUCCCGGACUUUCCUUAGGGAAGCUCUAGACUCGGGGACGUAUACGACACGGUUUAGGGAUCUCGGUACAGAGAUCCCCGGAGCACAGUGAAACCCUCCAGGUUCAGCUCAAGAACCCCUAGAUUCCGCACUCAGGAACCGCGUGGAAUUAUCAAGGGAGCCCAGAGAUUCAGGGCACCUGGAGUAGGUCAGCACAGGGAUCUCGACAGAAAGAAUCCCAGGACUCAGUCCAAGGAUUCCAGGAACUCUGGGGUCCAUAGUGGGCCCGUAGGAUUCUGGAGAGGAUCCCCUGUGAUUCCGGGCAAUGACUUUCGAGCCUGCUUCAAGCAACUUGGUAAUGGCUGAGCCUUAAGCGACCGUCUCUGAGUUUUUAGGGUUGGACAUUUGUGUAGAGGCGACACAAGUUGCUUUUAUUUUUCGUCUUAAGGAUAAUUAAAUAAUCCAAUCAGAACUUUGUGAGGUUUUUUUGUUCUUUUUUGGGGGGGAGGUGGAGGGGGGUCCUUCGUUUUGAAUCGAAAGAAGUUCGUCUUUUUAAUUUGCUGAACAUAUCCGUCAAGACCCAACAACUUCGCGAAUCGGGUCAUCCGUCCAGCUGCCACUGAGAAGUCAUUCCUACACAGCCUUUGUUUUUUUUGUUGUUGUUUAUUUCAUUUAUUUUUGAAAUUGUCGUUCCUCGUCUUGUGAACACAAAACUCAAGUGGAAGAAACGCCGCCGCCGCUGAGAUGUCGACGAGGCCGCCUCUACCGACAGUUUCCGAGUCCAAACAACCGCCCGCCGUGGGAGAUGGCCCGGCUGAGGUCGGGAACAAAGCGGGCCAAUCGCUGCGCUGCCGGAGCCCGCUCUCCAACUCGGCAGAAGAUGCCCAGCCGCCCUCGGGCCAGACCCAACGGGUGGGCAACUACCGGCUCCUCAAGACCAUCGGCAAGGGCAACUUUGCCAAAGUGAAGCUGGCAAAGCACACGCUCACCGGGCAGGAGGUUGCUGUAAAAAUCAUCGACAAAACGCAACUCAACACUUCCAGCUUGCAGAAGCUUUUCAGGGAAGUCAGAAUAAUGAAGGUGCUCAACCAUCCCAACAUCGUUAAACUGUUUGAAGUGAUUGAGAUGGAGAAGACUUUGUACUUGGUCAUGGAGUACUCCAGCGGAGGGGAGGUGUUCGACUACCUUGUAGCACACGGUCGGAUGAAAGAAAAGGAGGCACGGGCCAAGUUUCGGCAGAUUGUCUCAGCCGUGCAGUACUGUCAUCAGAAGCACAUCGUACAUCGAGACCUGAAGGCGGAGAACCUUCUCCUGGACGCCGACAUGAACAUCAAGAUCGCCGACUUCGGCUUCAGCAACGAGUUCACGCUGGGAAGCAAGCUGGACACGUUCUGCGGGAGCCCCCCGUACGCCGCGCCCGAGCUCUUCCAGGGCAAGAAGUACGACGGGCCCGAGGUGGAUGUGUGGAGCCUCGGAGUGAUCCUCUACACGCUCGUCAGCGGGUCGCUGCCCUUCGAUGGCCAGAACCUCAAGGAGCUGCGCGAGCGCGUGCUGCGCGGGAAGUACCGCAUCCCCUUCUACAUGUCCACCGACUGCGAGAACCUGCUCAAGCGCUUCCUGGUGCUGCACCCUCUCAAACGGGGCAGCCUGGAGCAAAUCAUGAAGGACCGCUGGAUGAACGUGGGCCACGAGGAUGACGAGCUGAAGCCGUACCUGGAGCCCUCGCUGGACAUCGGUGACACGAAGCGGAUAGAUUUCAUGGUGGGAAUGGGCUUCGCGCGGGAAAAGAUCACCAAGUCGCUCUCGGAGAUGAAGUAUGAUGACAUCACGGCCACGUAUCUGCUCCUGGGACGCAAGCAGGAAAUGGGCGACGGCAGCGAUUCGGGCAGCACGCAGUCGCUCUCCAUAAAGCCGCGCGCCAGCAGCGACGUGCACAACGGCAGCUCGGGCUCGGCGGCGGCGCACGGCAAGGUGCAGCGCAGCUCGUCAGCCGCGCAGAAGCAGCACCGCCACGGCGGCCCGUCCUCCGGCCCGGCGUUUGGAAAGCGCCCGUCCACCGCCGGCAACGACGGUGACGACAGUCGCAAGGCAGCCGGCGGCGGCUCGGGGAAGGCGGAGCGGACACCGCCCAGCCCGGCGGCGGUGUUCGACCCGUCCAACGCGGGCCGUUUGGAGAACCCUCCGCGGAAAAAGGGCUCCACGCCGUCAUCGUCCAACAACGCGGCGUCAGGGUGGCGCUCGCAACGCAACCCGUAUGAACCUUUGGACCAGACCGCGUCCUCGAUACAGAACGGGAAGGAGAACAGCGCGCCCGAGUCUCCGCAGCAUCGCGGUGGCGGGGCCUCCUCCUCUGUCGUGGCCGCCUCUUCCACCACCACCUCCUCCUCCUCCUCCUCGCCUGCCGCCGGCGCCCCCUUACCGACGGUCGUGUCCGCGCGCACGCGCCACCAAAAGUCCUUGUCCUCAUCGGAGCACCCGGGCACACUCUCGGAGGUGUCCGACUCGCUUUACUCCACGGCGGCACAGAGCGGACGUGCUUCGCCGUCAUCGCACAGCGUGAGUGCUGGCGGCGCCGGCGACAACCGGAACUACUUUCCGCGCGGGAUGGCCACGCGCAGCACCUUCCAUGGCGGGCAGGUGCGCGACCGGCGCACCACCACCGGCAAUGCCAACGCUGGCGGCGCCGCAGAGCCCGGCGAUGGCACCGGCGGCCUCUCCCGUGCCACGCGUGACGGCGCCCGGGGAAGCAGUGCCUCCGGCAACAUGUUCUCCCGUUUGACGGCGCGGCUCAGCCGCAGAAAUCUGUCUAUCCGAUUUACCAGAAGGGCUGUCAACGAGGUGGAGAAGAACGGCAGGCUUGAGGGACCCAGUGGUGGCGGUAGCCGGACGCCGUUUGCUGAGCCGCGGGAGGAGAUCCCGCGCGAUCCCAAGCCCCGCGCGCUGCGCUUCACAUGGAGCAUGAAGACGACGAGCUCGAUGGACGCGCGCGAGAUGAUGCGCGAGAUCCGCAAGGUGCUGGACGCCAACCGGUGCGACUGUGAGGUGCGCGAGCCCUUCCUGCUCUACUGCAUGCACGGCGACGAUCACGGAAGUGGCGGCGGUGGCGUCGGCAGUGACCUCGUCUGCUGGGAGAUGGAGGUGUGCAAGCUCCCGCGCCUCUCGCUCAACGGCGUGCGCUUCAAGCGCAUCUCGGGCAGCUCCAUCGCUUUCAAGAACAUCGCUUCCAAGAUCUCCAAUGAGCUCAAGCUCUAGCCGACGGCCCCGGGAGAUGAUGCGAGUGCCCCCCCCCCCCCCCCCGCCUCCCCCACCCCACCGCCCCCCCACCUCUCGUUGUCUUCCCCGUCUCCCCAUCACAACCUUCUUAUCUCCCCCCCCACCCCCAAAUGCUCUGCCCAGCCCUCCGCCGUCAACAGCCCUCGCCGUCCCUUCUCUCGUGAAAUUUUCUCUCCGUGGUUGAUAAUGUCACUCGAGCCUUGGACUCGGAUGUUGGCGUUUGGUGCACUCCAGAUAUUAUUUUGUUUUAGUCCUUCAGGGUACUGUGUAGCUGCGUCUUCAGCCCGCCGGACCCCACCACCACCUCUGCUACCUGGAUUCCGGGGGCUUAUUUCACGUCCGUGGAAGUGAGCUUAAAUUUUGUGGUGAUGCUUGAAGUGCUGGAGCGGGUAUGUGUACAGGAGCUGCGCGUGUGUGCGCCCCACAUCUCGUGGUGGUGAUGAUAGUGAUGGUGGUGGUGAUGAUAUACAUUUCUGCUUUGUCAUUUGCUCACCCUCCCGAAGUGACGUCGUCUUCACGUGUGCGGCAGCCCUGUCCCCCCCCCGUUGCCUGCGCGCGGGAAGCUUUGCAUGAAACGGUGACUCUUGUGGCUGUUGGUCAAAAAAAUGCGUUCCCCCACUCCUGUCACACCGCCCGGGUUGCUCCCCCCCCCCCCCCCCCCCCCCCCCCCCCCCCAACAGACCCACCGAGCUAAGCGUUUGACCAUCUCCCUUUUUGCCGUUGCACAGCGUCGCCCUUCUGCCAAAAUGCGUUGCUCUCGGCCGGGCUUGGUUUAUCUUCACAUACGGUGUGGCGGGCGUCCCAGCGGGCGGGUGUCGUAGCCACACUGUGGGCAGCUCUCAAAGGGGGGGGGAGGGGGUUGUUAUUUUACGUUUUGGGUUUUUUAGUAUUCGUUUGUUUCACGCAACGAAAGGGGGCACAUCGAUGUUGGGCUUGAGCUGCUGACGUGACCACAGAUCAUCACGGUGGAGGUGGAGCGAAAACACGGGACGGAGUGCAGAGGCUCGGUUUUUGCUAAAUACAUAGCUUAGGAGCAGAGAAAAUUGAAUAUUUUGGGUACAUUUUGUAAUGGAAAUAGGCCUGAAUUGUUUACUGCUCUGAGCCUUGCUCUCUCUCUCUCUCACUUGUAAUUGUAUAGCUUGCUACAAAUCCAAGUGAAUGUUGAUUUUAUACGCUGUAAGAAUGAACUUUGGAGGUAAAAAAAAUUAUAAAAAAUAUUUUGUAAGGGGGAUAAUUAAUUUAUGGCUGUGUAGCAUACAGAAUAUAACUUUUUGUUGUCUGGUUAUUUUUUUCUUUGUUUCACGUUGGGGCUGCCUUAGUCUGUUGGGGUUUUUCUUUAUAUAUUUCAACACUAUCUGGUGUGUAGCACCGCGCACAGUUGAUUCGAGUAAUGUAUAUUAUUUAGGCCAGUUUAUGUUUGGAAGCUUUCUUUUUAAUGAACACUGGCGAAUAAUUGUGCUUGAUUAAUGCUAUGAUCGUACGUAUUUAGGUGUCAUUUGGUUGGCAUAUCUAUUUUCUCGGUAGCAAACGUGCUCCACAGACUGCACAGUUUGGUUUUGUUUUAUUUCCUUAAUGUUCAUCGCAAACCGACGUUGAUAUACUGUAAAUAAAGAUGUGUGAUGUAAUGAAUUGGGUGAACGUGAUAUAAACGGUACUGUCCUCUUCACCUCUCGUGUUUGAUUCCAACCGACAAUUAAAAUAAAAGUAUUUCAGAUAUAUACCGUGAUAUUUUAACAAGAGACUUGGAAAUGUACGCGCUCAGUGUCGUCGUCGUUGAGAGUGAAGGGGGCCCCCCCCCCGACCCCUCUGGGGUCACACCGGCCCCAGCGCGUGGCAACUCGAAACACGCCCCGACGAUAACUCCAGCAUUAAUCCCGUUUCGCCGUCAGAUCUUGUGUUUUUUGUGCGUGUUCCUUUCCUCCCAAUCGUGCGCAGCAUAAAUAUUGACUCGCGACGCGUGUUCUUUCCAGGCGGCGAGCGCUUGCGGCGCGUGACCCGGCCGCUCGGUUAAUUUGUCAGCGCGACCGGUUUGACCGUGUUUUUUUUUUGUUCAUCUCAUCGUAGGGGGCUGCGCUUUUCGUGGGACGGGGGUUUUCCUUUUUCCGACGUCAGACCCUUGUCGACCGACGCGGGUUUGUGGUGUGGGUUGCAUGGAAAAAACUUUGUCUUAAAUCGGAGCGACGGUGCACCCCCCCCCGCCCCCAUCCCACCCCCACCGUGACGGAGGUCAGGAGUCACGCCGCUGCGGUUGUGUGGCGACGAAAAAGGCAUUUUGGGGAUUGGGGGAAGCCCUUUUUUAUCAGCGUCCUACAUCGUGUGGCAUCGACGUUAACGGCUUGACCACCCCCUCCUGCUCGCUUAAUGAAUGACUGCGUUGGCAGCGGGGUGUGCAGACAGGUGCGGAAUGCAACUCGACACUUUCAGCGUUAGUGCUGCGCUCGUAGCAAAGGUGAAAAGGCAGAACAAAAAUAAAAUGUAGAAAGGCGUUGGUGGAGGUGUGAACGCCAUGGUCAGCUUUGGCCGCGCCGACUUGACUGGGCAAGUUAAAAUGGGGCUGAUGUUUUGGUGAAUAGCUACUCUUAAAAAAGGGCCAUUGCUUGAAAUGUUAGUCUACUUUUCUUUUCUUGUUCAACUUUUCCCUUCUACAGUUAUUGAUCGUAAUGUUAUUUUUCCCCAAUCCCAUGGCAACCGCUUCCUUUGUCCAUGCAGAUUUGAUUCUUAAGCACACUUCUCAACCGACGGUGAGCGGUGCAUUUGAGCCCUGUUGUUGACCGUGUGUUAUCGGUUGUCUCUGGUUUGUGAUAAACCCUCGUGUAAUAUUACAGGACACACUGUGCGACGGGCAUAUUCAAUACCCACUUUGACGGCCGCUCCCGUCCGUAGCAGGGUUGGGGGGAACCCGUGACUUCAUUUUAUACGACUCAAAGAUAUCAGAAUUUGCAUCUUGGUCGUGAGUUCAUUUCGGAACUGCGACGCGACACCGCAACACUGUUGGUGAUCGCAGAGUGGGUCGCGGGCCUCGCGUUGGUGCGUUUCGGUGAAGGUGGGGCCUCGCUAUUUUUUCACGUUGCCACUGGGGUAAAACGCGAGCGUAUGUUAACGCACGUUGUUUGCGUGUGUUUGCCUGCCAAAGGGAAUUUUGAAGUCCUGUUCGGCACCGUCGAUAUGGAAACGGUUUCCCUCCCACCCCCACUCUCUAAAAGAUUUGGUUGCAGUGCGGCAGGCCCUGUGGCAAUGCCAUCGCUGGAACGGCAGACGUCAAUGUGGUUAUUAACUCUAUUCCGCGUUACUGCAUGUUGAAAGCUCCUACAUCUGGCAUUUCUAGGAUAUGUUCUAAAUCAGUAAGUACACUUUUAACUUAACACCACUGGCUGAAAAUGUCGAUGCCCAUUGUAUUAUUCCUCUUGUUUCCGCAUGAUCGUUGUCUUUCAGAUACUUGGAAUCACUUGCCACAAUCAUCGUGGCCAACAUUACAAAACGUAGCCAAGGAAAGUCUGUAUUAUGCUGUAAAAUACCAAAGUUCGUUGAGUUUUUUGGCAGACUUUGCGGUCAGUCCAGCGGUCGGAAGCAGUGUAUUAAAUGUCAAGGUUGUGACCUUUCACAUUUUCAUAAUGAACAUUUACUUAUUCUUUCAAAUGGGAAUUAUAACCGUUGCUACCUUUGUUACCCAAGUGCCCUUCGCAAAAAGUGUGGAUCUCUCUUUCCUUCCCCUGGUGGCUCUUGCCAAAAGUUAGGUGGAAUUCUCGUGCCGUUAUUCGACGAAGAAAUCAUUUUUAAUUCGAAAUAAAUAUUUUUUAUCUUGAAAAUUAAUUGUUGAAGUCCAUACGUUGCAAUCAAAAUGGUUCCUUUCUACCACCGGCUUCCACUAAAAUACGUCCGGAAAAGUUUUCAUGCGAGAAAAUGUUAUUUUAAGGGAUAUGUGACCUUUGCAUCAAAAAAUCUUUACUGGAAUUCGACAUUUUCUUUUCACUUACGAUGUCUUUUUUUUGCAACUGGUCACAUAGUCGUGGUUAUUCGCACUCACAUUUUGUUUCGGAAACCUCACUGCUGAUGAGACCCCAAAGGUCUUAAAGCAGUACCGAGUGCUCGAUUAAACAAACGCUGCUAGAUAAUGUUGGUCUGGAAAGCCGUUGGCUGAGUUCUGUCCAUAUCUGUUCAUAUCUGCUACCCACAAUGCCCCCUCACCACAAUGCAGAUUGAGUUGGCAUGAAAACGCGAACAAUUCGACUGACAAACGGUUUCGAGUCCCGUAGCCAGUCCGUAAUUGUAGAAAUCGAUUAACUUCAAGAGUGAAUGCGCAUUGAAACUUAUCGGAUUGCGUAUCAGGUAGGUAGCCAGCCACGGAACUCGAGUUGCCCCCAAAAUGUCGCAAAAUUCCGUCUCGUACCGUAUUCACGCCACGGCAAGUUUUGCGAGCUUAACGCCCAUUUCCAUUGCGCUUCUGCGUCCGGGCGGGCACCGCUCACCUGCGUAUAUACGCACACGCGCCUGCAGUGGAAACAGCUUAUGACAAUCCGACUAUUUCUAGGCGGCCCGUGUUUGUACAGAAAGCUCGCCACAAAGUCUGCCACGUGGUCUUGUAGCUACCCCCUCGACCCCCCCACCCCACCGCUGCCCGCCGGGUACGCGUGCGUCGUGGUUGUCGUUUACUUGUUCGGGAUACCCGCGCACACCGAGUUGGAACGCUUAAACCGUGAGAGCAGCGAGAUGAGAUUUGUCGUUUUUUUUUUACGAAAAGGGAAAAUCUAUCCACGAGCGAGAUAAAUCCCAGUGCGUCAAGUGCCUGCAAAAACGUUUGCUGAGGAUCGGCUGGGCUCACUCGGUGUGGGUGCUGUGCCUAAUUAUGGGACUCUCCCCCCCCCCCCCCCCCCUGGAGCCAGUGGCCUGAAAAUUGCUUAUCGGUACCACCGGGGGGAGGGGGGUGCGGCGAAUGCUACCAAUGAUUGUUGUUGACGCGUGUUAUCGCUGGUUCAGAUAUACAUAUGGAUAGCGAGGUGGGUCGUGAUAGCGUCUUAUGAGUAAAUGUCACAAAAGGAUACCACAGCGUGCUCAGCAGAGAGUAUCGCAUAGACGUCACCAGCGAGAGGCAGAAACUCCCAUCUUGCCUUUUGCAUGCAUGUCAUGUGACCACUACAUUGCGUCUGCAGUUCCAUGCAGGGGCAUGCGCGUGAGCAGCGGUGGGGGGGGGGGGGUGCGCGUUGGGGUGUUCGAUUCGCGUCCAGGCGGCAACGCUUGUGGGGGGGUUUCCUCAUCGCUUUCAGAAAGUUUCCGGUUUUUGAGCAUAUCGUUUUAAGAACGGAAGAAACGAACGCGAUUAUGAACCGUCCGAAAUGUGAGAACAAAUGGGAAGUGUGUCUAUGAAAUGGAAGGUAUAAUAUGCUGAUGGUGGACACUGCCCCAUCCAUGGUGGACAGUACUGUACUGGCAGCAUUUGCCACCCUAGGUGGUACCGAACAACCCCCCCCUUUGGUGGCUCGUGGCCCCUUCUACAUUUGUCCGUGGAAUACUUUCUCCUACCCAGCACGUGUUCCCAGCAGCAGCAGAAGCGUCAUCCUGUGUUGUCUCAUCGCGGGCCCCAUUCCCUGCUGUCUUUUGUCUUCGCUGUCUGCUGCUGUUGUACACCGCCGCCUGUCCCGUCUUGCCUGUCCUCGACCCUGGAUCAUGAAUGCUGCUUUUUCCCCAUUUGCCUUAAGCGAAGCACCUACUUCCCACACACACACACAGGGGCACUUUUUUUGGCGGUCGUCGAUUUUGUAAGAAUAUCGUAACGGCGCGCGAACUGGGUUGGCACAGGGAGAUUUUUUGUUGUUAUUCUGACCGGAGAGCUUCGUUUGUCUUGGCGGAAAUCGUUGAAAAGCAUUCUCGCAACGGCCCCGAUUGCUGCUUGGGUUGGUGCAGAAAGGCAUAAAAACAGGUGAACAUUGUUUUGCAAGAAUAAUGGUACUAAUACAGUUAUGCAAUUAUAUUUAGGAAAUAAUAAAGUUGAACCAUAGUGAUUACAGAUAUUUAACAAAUGUACGUAAAGUUCUCAGAAUCCCCCGUAGACAGACGAUGUUGUUGCCGACAGAUCGACAUGACUGAACUCCGAAACUUCUCCCAAAACUUAAUCUUCGAUUCGCGUGCCAUUUCUUAUAAUAACCACGAUGAUCUAACAAUCGCUCCGUUUAUAUGGAGUUUGCUUAAAUGCCUCUGCAAUCCAAAGCACCUUAUGUCACGUUUCAUCUCAACCAUUCGAUGGGUACCCGCCCCACCCCCCCCGAUACCAGCUGUCCAUGUGCGGCACAAAGAGACGGAGCACCAGCCGGCAAGCGGGUACUCGUCACACCUCCACAAUUAGAUUUCCAAAACACAAAAGUUUUUAAAGUUUAAAUGUCCCUUUGCCAGCCUGUGAAUCGCGCCCACGUGAUUUUUACACAUUCACUCGUCGGCGCACAAAACGACCUCGCGGGUUUCCGCCAGGACUGCCGAUGGCAACUCGCAGCCGAACGCCCAGGAUGGGUGAUGCAAAGUUUCCUCUCCGGGCUGUGGUUGGUUGGUUGUGGUUGUUGACGAGUACGGCCCGGUCCGUCUGCCUGUCGUGUCUGUUGCGUGCGUCUUGUCUGCGCGCAGGACAGCGGUUGGCGUUUUGUGCGCGAUGUUGAGGUCUGCGUGUUGGUUGGUGACUGCGUAAAAGGGUCUGGCUUCGGUUCGAGGGUUCAAUCCGCCAGUUUUUGUAUGACUUGGUGCUUUUAUAAAGGACUUUGUUAAACCUGUGGUUCGUACGUUGCUCUGUGCUUUUUACUGAACACACUGUUUCCGUGUUUUUCAUCUUUUCCUUUGUUUUGUUUAUCCCACCCCAUGUUUUUUGGGAUGGGAGUUUCAGGUUUUGUGAAUUAAAAACGGUAUCCAACGCUGACCC
Molecule: messenger RNA, 10757 nt
Organism: Petromyzon marinus (sea lamprey)
Lineage: Eukaryota; Metazoa; Chordata; Hyperoartia; Petromyzontiformes; Petromyzontidae
Product: MAP/microtubule affinity-regulating kinase 3-like
Biological process (GO): protein phosphorylation; intracellular signal transduction; microtubule cytoskeleton organization
Cellular component (GO): cytoplasm
Molecular function (GO): ATP binding; tau-protein kinase activity
Source: RefSeq, a predicted model, not a curated record